Molecule: messenger RNA, 860 nt
Organism: Laetiporus sulphureus 93-53
Lineage: Eukaryota; Fungi; Basidiomycota; Agaricomycetes; Polyporales; Laetiporaceae
Exons: 4
Coding region: 138-602 (154 amino acids)
Source: RefSeq, a predicted model, not a curated record
GUAUUCCGAAUUGUUCUCGCUAAUAUUUGCGUCGUAGAUGCCGCACCGUAGUCUAUGACCAGCAUUUUCCAUCGACCGUCACAGGCGGUAAUAUUUCCGAGAGCUCUGAAGGUGCCACUGGGUGGGUCUUCACACUGAUGAAACAAGGCGUUUCCCGACUGUUCCGUCUGGUCUUUCGUGGGUACGAGCGUGUGCAGAACAAAGGCUCCACCGCUCGAGACCAUCUUGCCAAUGAGCGCACCUACCUCGCCUGGACGCGGACCUCUCUUGGCCUCAUCGCACUAGGCAUUGGCGUGGAACGUUUCGAAAGGCUCCGCGCUGAUAUGCAGACGCAACUAGCGCCUGUCUCCCCGGAAGCCCAGACUGCACAGGAGCAGUUAGUCAAGCAUGGACGACAGCUCGCAGGGACGCUCGUCGGCACAGGCGUGCUGACCAUGGUUAUGGGCACGUGGAGGUACUACAUGACUUUGCAUGAUUUGCAGCAUGGCAUGUUCCGCCCUAACGUACAAGCAGUGGCUCUUGUCGCACUCGGUUGUGCGUGUGUCACAGCGGCUGUGGUCAGAAGUGAGUCAAGAGGCGAAAAGUCAAACGCCGGGUCAUAGCCACAUCGAAGGCAAUUUUUCAUUGUCAUACGGCGGUAUAUCGCUCGGGCAAGGACGCUCAAUUGUUUCUAUCAGAUGCAUCUCGACAUUUGUGCCUCUCUCUAGAAUGCAAAGCGUGAUUUUAUAUGGUUUGGUGUUAUGUGGUACCGAUUCACUCGGCCUCAGCCACUCUACGGCAUUCAGCGCAGGUAAGAUCCGACAUUGGUCCAAUCUAAUGAUCCUAUCGAUGCAUAUUCUGCGCUGUAACCUGAAAGCACU